GUGGCGCCACCGGCCGCGCCGCGGCCCGUCAUCGACUACCUGGCCUGGCGGCCGCCGUCGCCCCCGCCGGCCGAGGAGCCGGACGGCGCCGCCGAGCCGGCGGAGCUGCCGUCGCACGUGCUGGAGGUGUACGACUUCCCGGCUGCGUUCACCACCCAGGACCUGACAGUGGUGUUUCAGGAGUUCGGCGCGCGCGGCUUCGACGUCCGCUGGGUGGACGACACACACGCACUGGCCGUAUUCGCCAGCGCCUCCGCCGCGGCGGUGGCGGAGACGCUGCUGCGGGACCACCCGCUGGUGCGGUGUCGGCCGCUGUCGCAGGCCUCGCCCAAGGCCCGCCAGAAGGCUGCGCGGUGUCAGCAGACGGCCGAGCUGCUGCCACACCGGCCGCGGCCCGAGACCUGCGCGCUCCAGGCGCGGCGCAUGGUGUUCAGCGCGCUGGGGAGACGCGACUCGGCGCCGCGCGAGCAGCGGGAGCAGGAGCGGCGCCAGCUGCAGACGGCACGAGAUAAGAAGCGACUGGCCGCUAAGCAGAAGCAGGACGCGUGGGAGGGCAACUUCAGCUGAAGAACUGCAGACGUCCGGCGAGUAUCGGCUGGUGCGCGAUCCAUCAAGUCAGGGUGAGGGGCUGAGGGGCUAGGGUAGGUGGGUGCGGUGACGGCAAUAUUGACAGUUUUGUACUGGACGUGAGCGAGAUGGAUUCUCCUGGCAGAAGAUAUAACCCACAGCGGCUGUGGAAUUUCGUGGAGUAACUGGGCGGGAAGUUUGAGAGUUUCAUCCAUCGAUUAGUCGUAGGAUAAUAGUGAUUACUAUCAUUAGCUCACCAGUGUAGCGUGUUUAGGUGCCGGUUUUCCGACGCACAGCUUUACAAGAAAUGUUGCGCCGCAAUGCCCGUACAAAACGUGGAUCCAAAGCCCGCUCACUGCCGUGACGAUAUGUGAUCGCUCUCGAGUAGUCGGCGAAGGUGUAGGUUUUCACAUGCUGUCACUUUCUUUCACCCGAUCAAAGUCUAUGUCGUCCCUAUAAAUGUCUUGCUAGCUGUAGUGAAAAGACAUUUGAGUAUUAUUUUAUCAUGAAUGACAUAUUGCUUCUUGGCUUAGGAAAAUUGUCUCAGUUGGGUGGCAAAUUGAAACAGCUAGGCAGAUCUUAUUUAAUACUAGUAUUUUAUUUAUGAACAUGUUUUUGCUCGCCGUGCUAGUUUUCGUCAUAGUAGUCCACUUGUGUCAUAAUAGUUGGUCGCUUCAUUUGCUGUGCGCCGAGGACACUCACUGCAAUUUCUUACGAAUUUAUUCCUGCUCCUGAAAGUUUGGUGUAAAAAUGCGGACCUUGCUACAAAAGCCAUCAAGCAGUAAUUACUAACGCCCAUCGCCUAUAGAUAGGCGGUAUUGUGCAUUGCUAGGCUAGGAUAUUGUGCAUCCGAACAUUCGAAUCUUUGCGUCCGUUUGCUCUCUGCCAUAAAACUGAUCACUUUUGCCGCCGAGGUGUAGGUGAUUUAGUACCCGACUGAUGUGCUGACGGUACAAAAGUACGCCUACUUAGCUGAGUGAUUGAGGUCCAUGAUUUUAUACCCUGCUUGUGUUUGUGUUUGUUUUUGUGUUUGUGUUUGGUUGAAGUACGCUUAGACUGUAAUGCAUGCUCAGUUUUUGUGCAUUUGUCAGCAAUUCUAUGCGUUAGUGAUAUUUUCCUUUUCACCCCUCCCUGUCAAACCAUCUCGAAAACUGUGUUCUUUGCUCAAGAUAAGUGUGUCGUUUUACCGGCUUAAAUUGCUACAGUAGACGGCCAUGCAAUAUUAGAAGCUCUGCUUGGCAGCCCGUCCCUGCAGCCCGCAGGGUUUUCUGUGUAGGAUCACUCUCAGUUGUGUACCAAGUGAGCUGACUGACGCGUCAGGCGCCGACGCUCUGUGGGAAGCUGUGUUCAUUCGUGAAGUUUACACACCUCACCUCGCGUUUGCGACGCGCUGUGGUUCGUGUUUGUGCGAAGCGUGCUUGUUGUGCCUCGGUUGUGUUGAGUCCGAACUUGCGGACGGGAUGCGCUCACUCUGGCAGAGCUGUAAAUGACGCUGAGUGGGGCCGGUACGUCGGUCGGUUUGUACAGACACGACAUGCGGUCAAAGUUGGGUAGAAUUCGCGCUCUACCCCGUCGCGUGUGAGUGACUGAAUGUGUGGGGUGGCGACUGAUCCGACUGAUCCCUCCGUCCUCCAUUCGUUCAGUCAGUGUGUGACAAUACUGUCCUUGACAUCCAGGGCAGACGGACCGAACUUUCCCCAUUUGCGUCGAUGGGGAUGCCGCGGGCACGGGCGUAUGCGGUGUGUUGUAGUGAGAGAAGUGAUGAGCUGAAUCUUCCUAUGAGCCAACAAAGCUGUGUCCAAAGACGUAAUUCUGGUGCUCUCUUGAGUUGGUGAGAUGCUGUGCCGUGUCACUGACCUCAAAUACACGGAGGUAUUUGGAA
Molecule: messenger RNA, 2449 nt
Organism: Amphibalanus amphitrite
Lineage: Eukaryota; Metazoa; Arthropoda; Thecostraca; Balanomorpha; Balanidae
Product: coiled-coil domain-containing protein R3HCC1L-like
Exons: 3
Molecular function (GO): nucleic acid binding
Source: RefSeq, a predicted model, not a curated record